AUGGCUAUUGGUGGUGAUGAUUAUGAUCUUAUUCAAAGUGUAAAAGACUAUCUUAGCAAAUGUUUUAAGAUCAAGGAACUAGGAAAGCUAAAAUAUUUUCUAGAUAUUGAGGUUCAUAAAUCAUCUGUAGGUUAUUUCAUAAAUAAAAAAAAAUACACUUUAGAUCUACUGCAGGAAACUGGUUACAUUAACUGUAAACCAGUUUAUACUCUAGUAGAUGCUAAUGUCAAAUUAUCAUUUGAAACAGGAACAAGAUUAGAAAAUCCUCUUGAGUUUAGAAGGCUCAUAGGGAAACUAAUGUAUCUAACCAUUACUCGACUAGAUCUUAAUUUCUCUGUUAACACCCUUGCUCAAUUCAUGCAAAACCCUACUAAUGUGCAUUUGAGUGCAGGAUACAGAAUUUUAAGAUAUAUUAAAGGCACAGUAGGGGAAGGAUUGUUUUAUCCUUCCAAAACUAACAUGCAGGUAGAAGCUUAUUGUGAUGCUGACUGGGCUGCUUGCAUAGACACCAGGAGAUCUGUGACUGGAUACUGCAUCAAGUUAGGCAAUUCUCUCAUAGCCUGGAAAUCAAAAAAGCAUAAAACUGUGUUCCGUAGCUCUGUAGAAGCUGAAUAUCAUUCAAUGGCAGCAGCAGUCAGUGAACUUCAAUGGAUAUAUCAUCUAUUUCAAGAAAUACAGAUAGAGAUUGAACUACCGAUGGUUUUGCACUGUGACAGUCAAGCAACUAUUCACAUUGCCAAUAAUCCCGUUUUUCAUGAACGGACUAAACAUAUAGAUAUUGACUGUCAUUUCACAAGGGAGAAAAUUCAGCAAGGAUUAAUCAGUUUAAGCUAUGUAAAAUCAGAAAAACAACCAGCGGAUGUUCUUACCAAAGUCAAUAUCAGUGAAUCAUUUCAAGUGGCAACAAUCAUAGAGAAAUUGCCUCCAAGGUCGAUAGAUUUCAAGAAUUACUUGAAACACAAGCGCAAGGAGAUGUAUAUAGAAGACUUGAUAGUUCGGCUAAAAAUUGAAGAAGAAAAUCGGAAGAACACAAUGCUUCCAAGAAUGCCAAAGAUCCAUGUGUUACAAUUUUCCAAACUCAAGAAUGAUGAAAAAAAGAAAGAGAGAACAACCUCACAAGUUUCAGGACAACUGCUACAUAUGCAAGAAACUUGGACAUAG
Molecule: messenger RNA, 1161 nt
Organism: Tripterygium wilfordii
Lineage: Eukaryota; Viridiplantae; Streptophyta; Magnoliopsida; Celastrales; Celastraceae
Exons: 2
Coding region: 1-1161 (386 amino acids)
Source: RefSeq, a predicted model, not a curated record